AUGAAGGACAACCAGAGAGAUGACGUGCGAAGAAAAAUCAAGGAAAAGGUUUUCAGUUACUUCAAGAAGGCCGAUAAGCAAGAAGACGAGGACUGCGAGGACAGUUCAUCACACGUGUGGCUCCCUGGGGCUAGAUACAGGCCGGAGCCCCCGGAGACCUUGGCGAGAGCAUCACACUUCACGCCGCAUGAGAUAAAGCUCAUGUACAGGGGCUUUAAACAGGAGUGUCCCACCGGAGUCCUGGACGAAGAGGCAUUCAAGAACAUCUUCUCACAGUUCUUCCCUCUCGGCGACGCGACCCAGUACGCUCACUUCGUCUUCAACGCCGUGAAACACAAACAGACGGGGAAACUUAAUUUUGAGGAAUUCCUGGACACUCUAUCCCGAGUGGCUCGAGGCUCCCGUCAGGAGAAAUUGUCCUGGAUGUUCGCGUUGUACGACGUCGAUGGUGAUGGAAGGAUCUCCAGAAGUGAGAUGCUGUCUGUAGUACGAGCUGUAUAUGAACUGCUGGGACGAGCUGCUGCGCCUCCAGUGGAUAAAGCUGCCGCUGAAGAUCACGUAGAUAGAAUAUUUCAUCUGAUGGAUACUAACGCGGAUGGAGUUGUGACUCCUGACGAGCUAGCUCGCUGGUGUGCUCGGGACCCCGCCCUGCUCCGCUCUCUGGACACCCUGGACACAGUCUUGUGAUCUUCAGACAUACGCACAGACACUAACACCACCCCCAGUGACACGUGCAACAAUCAGGACCUCCAUAAAACUAAAUCGAUCACAUCGUCCAAAUCCACCGAUCGAUCGCUAUCCAAUAAGUGUGACGUUGAAGUGAGUAUUAAGUCCAGUGGCUUGAGUAAGGUUGUGGCCAACAUCAAGCCGUCUCCUAAACACGUGGCUGUUCCUGUGAAGUCACCGGUUCCGACCAGGUCUGGCGGCACCCCGCCGCCCCCUCCUCCCAGGAAUAUCAGGAGGCUGGACUCUCUUACGGCUUCUUCACAAUCCUCUACGACUCCUCCAGUCCCCACACGGACCUCGCACACUGUUAGUAUAACAGAAGACAGAGUGGAACAGAAGAGAAAAUCCAAGAGACGCGUCAGCAGGACAGCUCGAUGAAGUCUUAGCUUACCAAACUUUCACCUAGGGAACAAAAUAUAACACUGUGCUUUAAACGCAAUAACCUUCAUCUUAAAGACUUACGAAGUUUUAACUUUAUCUUUGUAAAACUCACUGAAUUUGCUGAACUUUAAAUAAGCGUAAUGUUAUUCAGACUUUUAUCUUUCCUUCUAUCUUUAACUCUCAGCCUUCACGAACUGAUUGCUCACUAUUGCAUGCGUUUGAAUCAACUUGACAACAAUUUUGCAUUUCAACUAUUUUCCUCUGAUAUUUAACUAGCUGAAUCUUCGAAUUUUGUUGUAAGAAUGUAGGACUAUAGAACUAAAGUUUGAUUAAAACGCUCAAAUCAAUUCCCAGGCUUUUUUCCUCUUCGUCAAAUAAGUAUGUCGUCUAAAUAAGUGAAAAAUCAUUUCUAAUAUACUAUUUAGCUAUUUUAUUCGUAGUGAUUCGAACUACAGGUCCAAAAUGAUGCUAUUAUUAUUAAAUUUAAUUAUUUUAUCUAGUAUUUACUAAGUAUUAUUAGAAUUUCGUCAAUCAUAGCUACUUGGUGAAAGCUUUCUUUUAGGUCUACACAAUAUUUCUACAUUGUUAUCUAGUGUACUAAUAAUAUAUAUUGGAAUGGAACAAAUUAAAAAGCUUUUUUUGAAGUCAUUAGCUUUUAAUAUUUACAACUGACUAUAAAAUAUCUAAUGAAGUUAUUAAUAAGUAAGUCUAAACUUCGAAGUGAUUUUAAAAUCUUGUGCUGAUGUUUUAAAUCAGUAUUUUUCUUGUCACCGUCUUUUAAAAUACUUAGCGAUCUUCAAGUUUUCUCCGCGUCUUAUUCGCUUCCUCUUUUUAGAAUAAAAUAGUCUCUUCUUCUAUAAAACUCCACAAUUACAAAACAUAUCUCUAAUUUCUAAACUUGUGCCAAUUCCUGUGUCAACACUGCUCACUUCUUUCUUAUAAAAUUAAAUGAACUAGUAGGAAUAUUUGUUGUUUAAAAGACAUAUUCUUCAAGUUUUAUCUUUACCUUUUAUCCUUUACCUUUACCCUAAGUGAAUAUAUUUUAUCUUUAUCUUUACCUUACUUUAUUUAAUAAUAAAAACAUUGAAUUCUAAGCCUAGAUGAGUAAGAAAUAGCCCUAGCAACACAACAUAUCCGUCAGAUCCUCACACACCGUGGAUUGAUGAGGAAUAAUGUUUAACGUGUCUGUUGAAGUAUUCUUUAUUUAUAUCUGAACCACGUGGCUGUAUGUAUGUUUGUGUCAACUCGAGUAUCUGAAUGCGAACUGUCCACACACGCCUCGUCUGUCACUCGGUAAUCACUUGAUGGUUUUAAUUUGUGUCUCUUCUUUGAAGUUGUUCCUUAACAAAUAAACAGUGUUUAUUCAUUUUAUACCAACGAAGUAUUUCCGCGAUGUAUUUAAGAUGUGAAUUUCUGUUUUCCUAUUGAAUAAAAACCUUCUAUUUCGUCAAGA
Messenger RNA from Danaus plexippus (monarch butterfly), 2560 nucleotides. RefSeq names its product neuronal calcium sensor 1-like. Gene Ontology annotation, molecular function: calcium ion binding. The transcript has 9 exons. The coding region runs from base 1 to 687 and encodes 228 amino acids. The record is from RefSeq and is a predicted model, not a curated record. NCBI's taxonomy places the organism in Eukaryota, Metazoa, Arthropoda, Insecta, Lepidoptera, Nymphalidae.